CAUUCAAGUCAACGCGGAGAUCGAAACUUUCCAGUAAAGCUCCGAAUUCCCAGAUACAAAGACGCAAGUGUAAACAAUCGAAAGGGGUGACUAUGACAAACUGUAGACAUUAAUAUUAGCAUCGUAUAUAGCUGAAGUCAUUUUAACGAAUUGAUGAAACGAUGGAAAAAAGGAAACUGAUUACGUACCGAUGGAAGUUUCCGAGUCGACGCGAACGCAGCAGUAAAUUCAACCACACCAGAAGAUGGCAGUAUUAUAAUGUUAGCCAGUUUUAAGCGGUUACAGGCCUGUGUUUUUGUUUCACGUUGACUGUACACAACAGCUGAGGUAUUUGAGGGCAUGGUUUUAUUAUGCUAAAUAUUUUUAUCAUAUUUAAUGAAAUAUGAAAGAGGGUUUUACUUCAAAAUGUAUCGCUGUCAAAAAGUCUCCUUUGGAAUUAGCUAGCAUUAACUACUUAGCAACGAUUAACUAACUAAUUACUUUGCGGUCGCCGGUACAGGUGAUAGACCAAAGAUACAAAGAGAACUGAAUUUAAUGCCCAUUAUGAUUAAGUGUUUACCCAAAGAGGUUCAGGGGAAGCUUCGCUCCGGUGUCGCUAUCCCCUCGCUUCAGCAGUGUGUGGAGGAGCUGAUUUUAAACAGCAUCGAUGCCGGGGCGACCUGUGUGGGAGUCCGAAUGGACAUGGAGGCAUUUAAAAUUCAGGUGAUCGAUAACGGUGCUGGGAUGAGCGCCGAGGACAUGGACUGUGUUGGGAAUAGAUACCACACAAGUAAAUGCACUUCUGUGGCAGACCUGGACAACCUCAGGUGGUAUGGUUUCAGAGGGGAAGCCUUGGCGAGUUUAGUUUCUUUAGCCACACUUGUUGAAAUCUCCUCCCGGACCAGAUCAUCUGUAAAAACACACGUUAAAAUAUUCAAGGAGGGGAAGGGCUUGGAGGUCUUUGAAGCAGAGGCUGCUCGACCCUCUGCGGGGACAACUGUCAUCAUUUGUAACUUCUUCCACAACAUGCCUGUCCGAAGGAAGAGGGUUGAUGCCGUCCUGGAGGGUGAGAGGAUCAGGCACAGAGUGGGAGCUAUUUCCCUGAUGCACCCCUCUGUUUCCUUCACCCUGAAGAAUGACUGCACAGGAGCCAUGAUGGUGCAGCUCCCGAAAGCAAGAAACACUUAUCACAGGUUUGUUCAGAUACACAAUCUCGGGCAAGCAGAGAAGCUGGGAGAAAUGAACCACACAUACAAACAGUUUGAAGUGAUGGGUUACAUUGGCAGAGAGGGGCACUACAACAACAGCUUACAGUUCUUGUAUGUGAAUGAAAGACUGCUGUUGAAAACACGUAUUCACAAGCUGCUGAACGUUCUCCUGCGCCGACUGACCAGUUCCAACCAGAAGAAUGACAGUCCAGAUUGGCAGUCUGUCUUCAGAAGUCCAAAGCACAAGCGAAGCCAAGAUCUGUAUGGAGUGUAUAUCAUCAAUAUUAAAUGCUCUUACUCGGAGUAUGAUAUUUCCCUCGAGCCUGCCAAAACUCUAAUAGAGUUUAAAGACUGGGAUGGCAUUUUGCUCUGUGUUGAAGAAGCAGUGAAAGCUUUCCUGAGCAGGGAGAACUUGGUGGCUGUCAUUACUCAAGAUGACUUGGACUAUGCAUCUCCAAGAGUGUUUGGAACUGACAAAACAGAACCAGAAGAGAAUGGUGACAAAGGUGGCCAAACAGCUAUCAGUAUUUCUACAAUGGACUGUAGUGUUGGCACGAGACUGGCAUCUGAAUCUGUUCAUCGUAAUCACACAGGUGACAGUGUUUCUAAAGAUGGUGUUUGCCUGGAGGCUAGAUUGGAUAAAAGUGAACAACCAGGCCAGAAAAAGAUAAGUACAAAUGAGUUCCAAAAUGUACACAGUGAAAAAGGUUUAAACAAUGAAUGUAGCAAUGAGCUGAUGUCUGAUCUGGCUACAGUGGAACCUUUAUCUUAUAAAAUUAAUAAAGAAGUGGAACCCGCAUAUAGUGAAGCUGGGGAAGGUUCUAAUAUUUUGCAUAUUUCAAGAGAGCUACUUUUAAAAGAAGGAGAUGACAGCCUCAUUCAACAAGCCCAGCCUGCUUUAAAGUACACUGAGAGAAUAGUACCUGACUGUCAGGACACAAGUUGCCAUGCACAGACUUUAGUAAGUAAGAGAAAGAUCAGAUUGUCCGAUCAAUACGUUCAAGAGAGUCUGCAGACUCAGGACCUUUUGCAAAACAAUAGGCCAGUAUUUCAGGAGGAAAGUUUAACAGCAAAAUCUGAAGAAAAAGCUUCUGUUGCAAAGCGCAAAAUCUCAUUAGACACAAGCAGGUCUUCUCAGAAACAAUGCAGAGACUCUUCCUCUGUUGUCCCCUCAAAGAUUUCCAAGAUAAUUUCAUGCCAUAAAUUGUCUGGAUCUCUUGACAAGUUUCGACGAACAUGUGUCAAAUCUGGUGAUCUCGAAUCACAGUUACCCAAGGCUCAUUUGAAGACCGACACUCCUCAGACAGACCACGUUUUUUUGAAUGCAUCAAUUUACCAGGGAGCUCAACAAGAAAAUAAGAUGCAGGACAAAGAUGAUGCACAGAACAGCCUCCAAAGCCCGCCAACUCUCUCUGUUUUCACUAAGAUAAAACCAGAAUCAGCACAGAACCAAGGUAAAAAAUCUUUGGCAGCUAAACUCCGUCAUUUGAAACAACAUGGGACAGAUGAUUCAGAGGUGUCAUUGGAUUUUUCCAGAAACGUCUCAAAGGAUACUAUCUGUGUCAGUACUGGAACUGACAGUAACCAAGAUAGCAAUGAGAUUCCCUGUGACCCUGAGUUCAAUAUGAGGCCAGCCUUAGGAUGCAUUUUAAACCCUGAACUUGCUAUGAAUGAAGAGGAUGCCACAUCGAGCGACUGGCUCCAACACUAUGACGCAUCUGUCGGAAAGACGGUUUAUGUGAACAGAGUGACUGGGCUCAGCAGAUAUGAGGACCCAGCUAUGGAAGAAACUCAAGUGCGCUGCACGUCUGAUGUCACCAAUAUAGCAGUUAGUGUCAUUUCUGAAAUGGGGAUGGAAUACAGGUGUUACCCCUUUCAGGUGGAUCUAGUGUUGCCAUUCCUGCCUAAAUCCAGACCAGAAAGGGUGAUUAGAUCAGGGCCUGAUUGUAGAGGUGAUGUUGAUGAAAGCUCAAACUCACUUUUUUCAUUGUACUCAAAAUGGAAUAAUCCCGUGUUUGUCCGCCCUCCAAUGGUCGGUGUGGAUAUUUCCAGUGGACAAGCUGACGGACUGGCCGUAAAGAUCCACAACGUCCUUUUUCCAUACCGCUUCUCUAAGUCCAUGAUUCACUCCAUGAAGGUUAUUCAUCAGGUGGAUAAAAAGUUUCUUGCGUGCCUUAUUAGUACUAAGGAUGACGAGCUGGUGGAACACACUGAAACUAAAGGAAACCUGUUGGUGCUGGUAGAUCAACAUGCUGCACAUGAAAGAGUGCGGCUUGAAAAUUUAAUUGCAGUCAUAGCUGUUUGUGCUGUCACAGAUUCAUAUGAAGAUGACCCAGAUGCCCCAGGAGAGAGACGCCUGUGUACUUCAACCAUUUUGCCACCUCUUGGGAUCAGUGUAACAGAAGAGGAGAUAAGGAUGCUUAGGUCCUGUCAGCCACAUCUAAGGAGUUUGGGCCUGGAAGUUCAUUUUUCACCGGCAGCGGAUCUAAAAGUGUUUGUCGGGAAAGUGCCAUUGUGUUUUAUGGAAAAAGAGAGUAAUGAGCUGAGGCGAGGAAGACCAUCUGUUAUAAAGCCAAUUGCUGAGGAGUAUCUUCGAGAGCAGAUUGAGCUACUCCGCUCAACAGGUAGAGUGAGAGGAACUUUGCCUCUCACUGUUCUAAAAGUGCUCGCCUCACUAGCAUGCCACGGUGCCAUCAAAUUCAACGACACCCUAAGUAGAGAUGAAUGCUACAGCUUGGUGGCAUCCUUGUCUGCCUGCCAGCUGCCCUUCCAGUGUGCUCAUGGCCGUCCAUCUAUUGUUCCCCUCGUAGACGUCCUUCAUUUGGACAAAGACACGGAAGUCCAGAAACCCAACCUCCGAAAGUUGAGAAGAAUGUAUAAAGCAUGGAAGCUAUAUGGGAAUACUUAAGGGUGUGUAUUUUGUUUUUAAAUGUGUUGUUUAAAAAUUAUUCAUAACUUAUUAAAUGGUUCAGAUAUUCCUGUUUCUUUGCCCAAAUUCUAUGGCUCAAGCUUUUUUCUUGUAAUCUAAAGCAACAGAAAAUCAUUGUAAGAUAUAUACAGCACUGUUUGCCCUUUUACACAUUACUUAGUUUUUUGCAUAUUUUUUACACUAAAUGUUUCAGAUCAUCAAACUAAUUUUAAUAUUAGACAAAGAUAAUCCAACUAAAUAUAAAAUGCCGUUUUCAAUUAAUUAUUUUAUAUGUUAAGGGGAGAAAAGCUAUCCAAACCUCCCUGGCCACAUAUAAAAAAGUAAUUGCCUUGUUAAAAAGUCCCAUUGACCUUAAACAGACCAUUCACGAAAACCCUUCAAUGUGGCUGAAUUAAAACAGUUCUAAAAAGAAGAGUGGGCCAAAUUUCCUCCACAGUGAUGUGAAAGACUCUUUGCCAAUUAUCACAAACGCUUUGUUGUAAUUCUUUCUGCCAAGGGUGACGCAACUACUUAUUAGGAUUAGAGGCCAAUUACGUUUUCACAUAGGCCAGGUACAGUUGAAUAACUUUCUUCAAAAAAACAGCAUUUUCUAUUUACUCUGGUUGUCUUUGUUUGUUCUUAAAAUUUAUUUGAUGAUCUGAAACAUGACAAAUUUGCAAAAACCCAUGAAAUCAAGAAGGGGGAAAUACUUUUUCAGAGGACUGUAAGUAUAACGUAUGUAACAUGAUGUGAGUAACAGUAAGUUUUGUACCCCAAAAAGAGGAAAUACCAAAAUAAACUGAUGAGAUCUCAUGCAUCAUCAGAAAAAAUGAUUAGUAUUCAUAUAAAUGUUAUCACCUUUGUUGUCCACUUGAUGAUCAAGCAUAAUUCAUUCACUUUCUUUUGGAAAUGAUAUUCAUCUUUGCCUUAAAGAAUAAUUUUUCACGCAGCCACUGCUGUCAAACAGCACAAAGAUGAAGCUGAGGAGCAGCAUUAGAAAAUAGCAGCUAAGUAGUGUCAAAACACUAACGCCUUAGUCAGCGUGAUACUUUUAUAGAUGAGUAGAAAGAAAUUGCACAGAGGAGAAAAUGUCUUUAACCCCUUAGUUCAAAACCACACAAGCUUGAUCAUUUUCUGGCACACCCGAUCUCCAGGACAUUUCUGUUUCUUUUUGGAGGUAAAAUACCUGUGGGCAAAAGGAAAAGUACAGAAAUUAUUCUUCAGUUUAAACCGACUUAAAGGUUUGAAUUAAACAGAGGAAGUCACCAAGAUGCUUUAGCUUCACCUCAUAGAGAGGGCCCGGGAUUUCAUUUAUAGUAACUGUAGCUGUCUGCUUCAUAUUACUCUGCCACAAAAUGAACUGAGUACAGAGUUAGCUGUAGUAGUUUGGAUUUUAUGGUGUGGUGCUCAUAAUGUUACAUAUGUCAGUGCUAUGAAAAUCCUUCACAUCUUUGCUUCCACACUACCCAUCAUGUUCAGUUUAACAACUUUAUUCUGGGAGUUUUCAGUCCCUACAAACAUUUUUUGCCUAAUAUGUUACUUUACAGAAAAUUGCUGAUAGCUCAUUGAGAUAUAAUAUAUUUAAAAUAAUAGAUAUUACUAUAAGUAAUUCUUAUAAUUAGUUAAUUCUUUAUGGCACAGAUUCAACAAGGUGCUGGAAACAUUCCUCAGAGAUUGUUGACCAUAGUGACAUGAUAACAUUACACAGGCCAUUUGAGUAUGGGGACACGAGUGUCAUGUUCAAGAAACUAGUUUGAUAUGAUUUAGCUUUGUGACAUGGUGCAUUAACAUGCUUGAAUCAGCCACCAGGAGAUGGUGCACUGUGGUCAUAAAGGGAUGAUCAUAAUCAGUAACCGUACUCUGGUAGGCUGUGCCAUUUAAAUAAUUCCCAGUUGGAGCAAAGGGGUACAAAGUGAAUUAAAAAAACAGCAUUCCCUUCACUAUUACACCAGCAGUAGCCAGAACCAUUGAUGCAAGGCAGGAUGGAUCUAUGUUUUCAUGUUGGUUAUGCCAAAUUCUGAAGUUACUAUCUGAAUGUCGCAGCAGGACGAGACUCGUCAGAUGAGGCAAUGGUUUUCCAAACUUCUGUUGUCCUGUUUUGAUGACCCGGUGCAAAGUUUAGCCUCAGUGUCCCGUUCUUCUGGUGCUGUUAGAAAAUCUGCUCAUGAUUCAACAUGUUAACAUGCUUCUUAGCAUACUUUGGUUAUAACAAGUGCUUACUUGAGUUAUAGUUGCCUUCCUAUCAGCUCAAAGCAGUCUGACCAUUUUCCUCUGACCUCUGGCACCAACAAGGCAUUUCACCCAGAGAAAUGUGGCUCACUGGAUAUUUUCUCUUUUCUGGCUAUUCUCUUUAAACUGUAAAGAUGGUUGUAGAUCAGCAGUUUCUAAAGAAACUAUGACCAUGCCAUGCUUAAAGUCACUUAAGUCUCCUAAGUCACCUUUCUUGCCAAACUCUGAUGCUCAGUGUGAACUUCAGCAGGUUGUCGCCACCAGGUUUCAUGCCUGAAUACACUGAGUUACUGCCACUGUGAUUGGCUGAUUAGAUAUUUGUGUUAAUAAGUAUCUGAACAAGUGUAUGUAAUAAAGUGUAUAAGUAGCCCAUAGCUAUAAACCUCCCUCCCAUAUUGAUAAUAUGUUAUCAAAGCAAAUGGCAGACUGGUUGGCCUGGCUUUCUCUGCUGUAUUAGGUACAAUCACUGAGCUUAAGAAGAUAUGACUGAAUCCUUAACAAUGAUAUCUUAUACCAAAAUGACAUAAUGUUCUUAACAUACUGCAGAUCAGUCUGUCAGUGACUCCUGCUGUGUUUCAGCAUCUGUCUAGUUAUUAAGAAAAUGCUUUAAUACAAUUACAAAAAUAAUCAUGGAGAGCCAUAAUAGUCCUAGCCCUUCUUAAGUGUUCUCUGCAAAAUAAAAAGCUUUAUUUCACUUAAAUGAUGAAGAGUGGCCUAAUUACCUAGUUUGUAAUCAUGUAUUAUGGAAAAAAAAAUAAUAGUAAUUGGAGCGCUAUGUUUAAUUUUUCGGGUGCCUUUGCAGGCCUCCCCGCCUUGCAGCAGCACAUUCUUGCAGACAUGUUCUGGAGUUGGGCGGCAGAGAGACUUGAAGCGAGAGCGCUGUCGGGUACAGUAGGCGCACAGCAUCGACGCGCCGCUGCUCCUUUGUUGUGAUUGGAGUAUCAAGCAGCUGUGUUGCAGACCCCUUCUUCCCCCACAGUUCCGGGUCAUGCCACGUGACUUGCCCGCCCCCACAUGUCCCUCCCAAGUAAACAAUUCAGCAUCAUUUCAUUAUGUCUGCGAACAAUCCCUGAUUCUUAUCUUCAGGGGGAAAAAAAGCCUGAGCUCGACAACAGAUGCCUGUCACAGCUAAAAACUCCCAGCAUAGUCCGCUUUUUAUCAAUGUGAAAUGGCGAAUGGAGAUGAGAUUAGUUUUUGGAUUCGGAUAAAUUAUGGAGCUAAAUAUAAAUGCUAAGCUGCAGUGUGUAUUUUAAAGUGGUCGAGCAAAACGUGUCCAAUUGACCUUGGAAUCAAAUUAGGUUUUAUUGAAGAGGAGCCGUCUCCACCACGGCUCUAUUUCACCUUUGACUAAAUUGAUGCAGCACGACGUUAAGUUUUUAUCGCCCAGGAAAUGGUUACAUAGGCAUAUUUAUAAAUAGACUCGCGUUUUUCAUCCCAUAUUGCAUUAAUAAGAGGCCGAUAGCCAUUUUUGUGAAUGGGAGAGAGAGAGGGGGCUGGUCAUCUUGCGAUGGCUAACUGGUGUAAAUACAAACAAACCAAACGGGAUAAGUGUUAGAUAUCGCUCAUGGAAUGCAUAUAAUGGUGGAUAAAUGUCAACAGGAUGGUCUUUUACACCAAAAUAUGCCUAUGUGGCUGUCAGUCUGACCCCCCCUCCGCGGAUGGUACAGUCUUGGUUCAUUCAUAAAAUUCUAGCAGAGCAUAAAAGGAGGGGCUUGCAUUCUAGUCGUCCAGUUACCAGGUAGACUAUACCUGGAGAAAAGACCCGAGCUGCUCUUCCCCAGCGGAAGGCCACAGUCAUAUCUGUCAUUAACCAGGACUUGUGUGUGUGCGUGUGUGUGAUUUUGCUUUUCUUUCUUUUUUCUUUUCUUUUUUUCUCCUCGUGAUGUAUCAAAACAACCUGACGCCUGACAUGGAUUCAGUCUCCCCCACCUGCCGGGCAGAGUCUCCUGUCGGGACACUCUGCCAGAAGACGCCAGAGGAGGCGAGCUCUCCAGCGUCCUCCACAGAGAGCAAUGCAAAGGAGGUCUGCCAAGACAUGAGCACUGAAGACACUCCAUUUGUUCCAAC
Messenger RNA from Oreochromis aureus, 8391 nucleotides. RefSeq names its product mutL homolog 3 (E. coli) (gene mlh3). The transcript has 13 exons. Gene Ontology annotation, molecular function: mismatched DNA binding; ATP binding; ATP-dependent DNA damage sensor activity. The record is from RefSeq and is a predicted model, not a curated record. Lineage: Eukaryota; Metazoa; Chordata; Actinopteri; Cichliformes; Cichlidae. Gene Ontology annotation, cellular component: mismatch repair complex. Gene Ontology annotation, biological process: mismatch repair. Bases 535 to 4095 code for a protein of 1186 amino acids.